Helobdella robusta is the source of this 489-nucleotide messenger RNA. RefSeq lists its product as hypothetical. The coding region runs from base 1 to 489 and encodes 162 amino acids. NCBI's taxonomy places the organism in Eukaryota, Metazoa, Annelida, Clitellata, Rhynchobdellida, Glossiphoniidae. The transcript has a single exon. The record is from RefSeq and is a predicted model, not a curated record.
AUGGAUAGCAAAAGCAAGGUCAACAACCACAAAGUUGAGGAUGUAUCGAACGUUGAUAACCUAAAGAACAUCGAUGAUAUCAAAGUUGUUAGUGGCCAUGUGGAAAAUGUGGACAACGACAUCAACCAAACAGAUUAUAUCCCGCCAGUUUAUGAUUAUAACUUUUUUAAUAAAAAUCCUGCCAGUUUCGAUUGCAUCAGGAAGGCAACGAUUAAAAAAUUUAAAAAGUACAAGGUCAAUACGAGUAAAGCAGGACUCUUCAUGCAAGUGAUGUUGAAACGAACAGCAAGAAAGUGCAACAGUUGGGUCAUGUAUUACGACAUAGCGGUUGAUCCUACCUUGAUACCAGUGGACCAACCUACCACAAAAAAGUCGUCUCGUCAACGAACACGCUCACUCGACAGUGUAGAAGUUGAUGUGCUAGCUGCAAGAAAGUUUCAUAAAAGAUCAUUUUUAAAGAGAUCAUCAUCAGUUGUUCUUCGCUCUUAA